This is a messenger RNA of Triticum aestivum (bread wheat), 2525 nucleotides long. Its product is annotated as laccase-1. Gene Ontology annotation, molecular function: copper ion binding; oxidoreductase activity. The record is from RefSeq and is a predicted model, not a curated record. Lineage: Eukaryota; Viridiplantae; Streptophyta; Magnoliopsida; Poales; Poaceae. The coding region runs from base 360 to 1034 and encodes 224 amino acids. The transcript is spliced from 8 exons.
CUAAGCAGCCCGCGCCCGCCUCUCUCUCCCCUUCUCCGCCGCCUCUCCCCGAUCCAGAUCCAACCCAAGCGCCCGUCCUCCGCCGCCGCAGCCACGACGUCACGGCCUGCUCCUCGUGGUGGUCGCGCCGGUGCUCCGCGCCGCGCAGAGCCCCAUCUCGCAGCCGUCGUCGGCCGGCGCGCCCACCGCGUCCCCGCUCCUCCGCCCCGACGUGGACUCUCGCAACCCUCUCUCCAACCCUAACCCUCUCCCUCCCUCAGAUCUCAAUACGCCGCCGCCCCUAUCCCUACCCCCGCGUAGCCCAAUCCAAUCCGCCGCCGUCCUCUACCCAGAUCCCUCCCCGCUCCGGCGAGCCCGCCAUGAACCGUCUGCGGGCGGCAGCGCAGCGGGAGCAGCACGGGCUUCACCUCCCCGGGCCAUGUCUCCCCCUUCCACCAUCGCUCCUCCUCCACCUCCUUCACGGCCUCCCUCCCGGGCACCGCCCGAGCAGCCUCGACAGGGACGACCUGGAUCCGGACCCGGCCGCGGCCACCACGGAGGCUCUCGCCAAGGUCGACCUCUCCGACGAUCCGGACGCCACCGCCACCGCCACCGCCAAGUCCGCGGCUCCAGCAAGCCCCGUCAGGCAGCCAGAGGCGGCGGCUGCGACGUGGGUGAUCGCAAUCAACAAGGAGUUCCCGGGCCCCGUCGUCAACGUCACCACAAACUACAAUGUCGCCGUCAACGUCCUCAACAGCCUCGACGAGCCGCUCCUCAUCACCUGGGACGGCAUCCAGCAGCGGAAGAACUGCUGGCAGGACGGCGUGCUGGGCACCAACUGCCCCAUCCCGCCCGGAUGGAACUGGACCUACAACUUCCAGGUCAUGGACGACGCGUGCAAGUCGCUCGACUAUCCAGAAGACCAGACCUGUGCUUUCAGUUCAGUUUCGUCAGAUAUAUCUGCUGCCAUGCUCUUCUAUUUGUAUUCAGUUUGGUCAGGCUUGUGGUUCCUGGACGGCCUUGGCUAUCCUAUCUAUCUCAGCUUCAUCAGUUAGGGGCAAUCAAUGUAGUAGUAGUGUAACGUUGAUUUGCAUCUUAUCUUAUCUGUGGGAAAAUUGAUCGAAUCGAAUUGCAGGAGCUAUCUUAAUUAGCUUCAUCUGUUCGGAUCAUGUGUCAAUCAUAUUAGCUGUGAUGCCAUUUUUAUGUUCGUAUUAGCUGCAUCUUAUUUGUGUUUCCCCAGUUUAUGAAUCAUGUUUUCGUUUACGUGCCGUAAGAAGGCUGUAUUUGGUAAUCACCCAAAAUGCCUCUCUUUUUUUAGCUGAUGAAUCGUCCUACAUGCACAGUUUGCUUGAUGUCCGUGUUUAUCCAGAUUCCAGAAUGUUUGAUUGCAACAUUCUAUUGAAGAUUGAAGUAUAGGACCAGCGUACAUGAUUUGGAACCUUUUGGUUUCGAUCAGUUGCUGCUGCUGAUUUAAUGCCUAUGCUCACGCUGCUGUUGAUUAAAUGCUUAUGUUGUUGCUGCAUGCUUAUGCUACUGAUUCAAUGCUUAGGAAUUGAUUGAAUUGAACCUGCUGUAAUCCUUCCUGUUCUACUUGUAUUUAAUUUUUGGGUUUCUAUUUGAUUUUUUAGUCUGUUAUAUACGGUUCAUCUUCAGUUUCUUCUGUAACUUGCUUGGAGCUUAGAAUACACAGCCCAACUAGUCUCAUAUACAACUAAGACCAAUGAUUCAUGCUGAAUUCUGUAUAUAUAUGUAUGUGUUGGAUUGGAGAACCACUCGAGGAGGGAGGGAGGAAGCACGGAAGGUCACCAUGGACCUCGCCCAACUCCCACCCAUCUUCCUGCCUGCAGCUGUAGGCCAAAUAAAGGAUGUUGUUCUCGGUGGAGUUGCGCUUGAGGAUGAGCAGAGAGAGAAAUUUAAUCAAAUCCAAUAGCUUCACUCGUGUCUGCCACUGCUCAUUGUCGUGUUGACAGAGCGUUCACCCGAUGGCGGAAUACCACGCCGCAGCGUGGGCAGUCGGCGGUUGCGCUAUAUACGUGAGUGACAAACCCGAAAACCAUGACUUCGAUCUGCUGAGGAAGCUUGUGUUUCCUGACGGAUCAAUCCUGCGAGCCAAACUGCCCGGGAGACAAACUGCACUACCGUUGUCGCGGAAAUUCCGUGCGAUGGAAGCUUCUAGAGCCUGCUGGUACUUCCUAGCCAGAAGCCCCACGAGCUCGACGUCCAGCCCUACAACCACCACCCCACGCACAAGCAGGUGCUCUGCUCUUGCUCACGUCUAGCACCGUCUCUGGUGCGAUGGUGCUUCUUGAGGCGACCACAAGCUCUCCGCUGUGAGUAGACGUCAACGAUGCCUACUUGCUUGGCUGCUACAGUGAUGCAUGCGCCGGUCAAGCAAGCACACAUGCAUAUACGUACAUGUUAGGAUAGUAGCAGAUGUGCCAUAAUUCCUGUGUAAGGAAAUGUAUUCCUGAGAUGAUUUUGUUAUGUUAUCUAAACCUGGGAGAUGUCUUAUGUGAUGUGAUAUGAUGGAUGAUCUGAAUUCGACA